Messenger RNA from Dendrobium catenatum, 604 nucleotides. RefSeq names its product 30S ribosomal protein S31, chloroplastic. The coding region runs from base 99 to 461 and encodes 120 amino acids. Gene Ontology annotation, biological process: plastid translation. The record is from RefSeq and is a predicted model, not a curated record. Gene Ontology annotation, cellular component: ribosome; plastid. The transcript is spliced from 3 exons. NCBI's taxonomy places the organism in Eukaryota, Viridiplantae, Streptophyta, Magnoliopsida, Asparagales, Orchidaceae.
CUUCUAUUGUAUGUGGCAUCGUGGCUUAUCGCUUCGUCUGCGGCUAGACGUUCAAAGAGGCUUGCUGCUCUUCUCAAGCUCUUCCCUCCUCUCCACCCAUGGCGGCGCUUCUCACUCUUCCCAUGGCUUCCCUUUCCCUCCAGUACCGUCCCUCUAGCUCCUAUAUAUCCUUCUCUCGUUCCGAAGUCUUUUCGGGGACCUCGCUCUGCUUGGCUUCCCUCUCGGCUUCCUCGACGGCGUCUGUUCCUCCGCCAUUCCAUUUAGUGUACUGCGGCCGGGGGGACAAGAAGACGGCGAAAGGGAAGCGAUUCAAGCACUCUUAUGGAAAUGCGAGGCCUCGAAAUAAGAAUAAGGGAAGAGGGCCUCCAAGGAUCCCUGCCCCCCCUUCGCCUCCCAGAAAGGACCGGUUCGAUGACGGAGAGAAGGUCAAGAUCGUGAUCGAUGAGUCCCUCUUCUCUUAAGCUUGUGAUAGCAUGUAUGAUUCUUCAUUUAUUUCAAGUGUAUAAGUCUUUUCCGGAACUUGGAGACUCUGUCUGCUUCUAGGAUUACUGUGAUUGGGAUACCAAUGCUUUUAAUCUUCAUUGGUUGCACGGAUUUCUUCUUC